AUCCGUUGACGGUUACUAAAACAACACCUGACAUCGACAGCUCGAGAACGUUAAAAAGCCUUCGACUGCUUUAAAAAAAAUAGCAAAUCAGUGCCAAAACAAAUAAUUGCGAAUCCAAUUGAAAUCUCUUUUGAAUUGUAAAUCAAUUGAAACUUAAGGAGCAAAAUGCAGUUCCAACUCUUCGUAGCCCCCCUCUUGAUCUGUUUUGUAGCAUGCAUCUCAGCUGGUAAUAUGCCCGACUACAUCCAGGUCUGCCAUCGCAAUGAACCCGAACUGUCAAAGUGCCUGAAGAGCAGUGUUCACAACUUGCGGCCUUAUCUGGCCAAGGGCAUUAAGGAAUUGAACGUACCGCCGCUAGAACCCCUCUACAUUGGAGAUCUUAGCAUUCUAGAUGGCUCCGCCGGACUCACGGUGAAGGCCAAAAAGCUGAACAUCCUGGGCGCCUCCAACUUUGAAAUAACCAAGCUGCGGGCUUCAACCCAAAACCGCCGCUUUGAUUUCGAGUUGAUUCUCCCUCAUCUCCAUGGAGAUGGUCUCUAUGAGAUCAACGGCAACAUUCUGGCACUGCCGAUUAAGGGCAAUGGACCAUUCACUGGAAACUUCACCAACUUUGUGGCUUAUGUGCGUGUCCAAUACGACAUUAAGAGCGUUAAUGAUCUGGAAUACCUGCAUGUCAAGGAAUUCGCCCUAAAAAUCCGCACUGGCAAGGGAAACCUGAAGCUGGAGAACCUCUUCAAUGGAGAUAAAGUUCUGGGCGAUGUCAUCAAUGACACGAUCAACCAAAACUUCGAGCUCUUCACCAACGACUUGAUUGCACCGAUUGCCCGCGCGCUGGAGGCAAAAUUUCUGGUCAUCACGACCAAAAUCCUGGAGAACUUCACCUACAGCGAGCUUUUCCCCGUUUAAUACUGUAGUCAACUGUAAUUAUGGUAAAUUUAAGCUUGUGAUACACUCGUUUUGUUAUAAUUAGUCCUUAAAUAAUCAAUAAACUUUAGCAAUUUAUGCAGACAGAUUCGAAA
Molecule: messenger RNA, 1019 nt
Organism: Drosophila teissieri
Lineage: Eukaryota; Metazoa; Arthropoda; Insecta; Diptera; Drosophilidae
Gene: Jhbp3
Product: protein takeout
Exons: 3
Coding region: 166-906 (246 amino acids)
Source: RefSeq, a predicted model, not a curated record